AAUCGCGAGAAUCCGCGUGAACGAACGCGUAGCGGCACUUGCGUGGUGUGGAGCUGUGCGCUAGCUAAACUACUUUGCCACUUUGCGUAUAGAAUAUUCUCAGCUUUAUUCGUUUACACUGACUGUACCCACAGCUUGCCGCCACCAUGAGUAUACUCGCCAAAAUAGCUGAGAUUGAAAAUGAGAUGGCCAGGACACAGAGGAACAAGGCCACAGCUCACCACUUGGGUCUGCUCAAAGCACGUCUGGCCAAACUGAGAAGGGAACUCAUCACACCAAAAGGAGGCAGUGGUGGUGGAACCGGGGAAGGAUUUGAUGUAGCUAAAACGGGCGAUGCUCGCGUUGGCUUUGUUGGAUUUCCUUCAGUUGGAAAGUCUACACUGCUAAGUAACCUGGCAGGUGUGUAUUCUGAGGUUGCCGCCUACGAAUUUACUACGCUUACCACAGUUCCUGGAGUGAUUCGCUACAAAGGUGCCAAAAUUCAGCUGCUGGAUCUCCCAGGAAUUAUUGAGGGGGCCAAGGAUGGCAAGGGCAGGGGCAGGCAAGUCAUUGCAGUGGCUCGAACCUGCAACCUAAUCCUGAUAGUCCUUGAUGUGCUGAAGCCUCUUGGUCAUAAGAAACUAAUAGAACAUGAACUGGAAGGCUUCGGUAUCCGACUAAACAAGCAACCACCUAACAUUGGCUUCAAGAAGAAAGACAAAGGAGGCAUCAACUUUACAGCUACAUGUGCACAAAGUGAGCUUGAUGCUGAAACGGUUAAGAGUAUCCUUUCGGAGUACAAGAUCCACAACGCCGACAUCACUUUGCGCAGUGACUCUACAGCUGAUGACCUCAUUGAUGUGGUGGAGGGAAAUCGGGUCUACAUCCCGUGCAUUUAUGUGCUCAACAAAAUUGAUCAGAUCUCCAUCGAGGAGCUUGACAUUAUCUAUAAGGUACCCCACUGUGUACCCAUCUCUGCCCACCACCGCUGGAACUUUGAUGACCUGCUGGAGAAGAUGUGGGACUAUCUAAAGCUUGUUCGCAUCUACACAAAACCCAAGGGCCAACUUCCUGAUUACACAUCUCCUGUUGUACUUCCUGAUGAACGAACCGCAGUUGAGGAUUUCUGCUUAAAGAUUCAUAAAAACCUCAUCAAAGAAUUCAAGUAUGCUCUUGUGUGGGGAUCAUCUGUGAAACAUAAUCCUCAGAAGGUGGGAAAGGACCAUGUGAUGGAGGAUGAAGAUGUUAUCCAGCUGGUGAAAAAGUAAAAGGAGCCUUAAUUGACUGCAUGACCUGAGUAUCACAAGAUAUUUUUUACAGUUGCUCAGUAAAUUAUGAAGUAAUGUCAGAGCUUCUGUGUUGUGGUUUUCAGUUUUUGCUCUAAUUAAAAAAAUAUGAAUCCAAGUGUCACAUUUUAAAGUCUGUACAGUACGAACACCAUGAAUAGUUCAUAUUGAAUGUUGGUUAAGGCUUGCAAUAAAAUCUAAACCAAAAAUGAAAAA
Messenger RNA from Betta splendens (Siamese fighting fish), 1481 nucleotides. It is a transcript of the gene drg1, whose product is annotated as developmentally regulated GTP binding protein 1. Gene Ontology annotation, molecular function: GTP binding; GTPase activity. Bases 147 to 1247 code for a protein of 366 amino acids. The record is from RefSeq and is a predicted model, not a curated record. The transcript has 9 exons. Lineage: Eukaryota; Metazoa; Chordata; Actinopteri; Anabantiformes; Osphronemidae. Gene Ontology annotation, cellular component: cytoplasm. Gene Ontology annotation, biological process: cytoplasmic translation.